AUGACAGCUGGAAUGAUGGCAGAUGCCUACAACAUUCCCAUAAGUAAGCUGCGCAUCCAUCAUGCGAACCCCGAGAACAAUAUUAGCUAUUCAGUCAGAAAAAGUCAUCUGCGGGUUGUCAUGUUUUAGUUGUAAGGCAGUCUACUGUGGCCUAAUCGAGCUACCUCUCUUCAGCCGCAUAUGUAAGCACCACGUACAAAUCAAGAAAUAAGAGUAUUUUCUUCGUGUGCCAUUCAUAGACUGAACACAGAACACUUAUUUUAAAAUGUCAAAACCCCGACGUUUUCACGGAAACGGUGGUUUUAACCAAAAUGUUUACAAAUGAGCAUGUACAUUUAAAUGUUGCAUUAAAAUUCCCCAUGAUAAACGGAUGUGAACAGAGCCGAUAUUGGCAUCGCACAUGGAUACAAAGUAAGCAUUACCGUACGAGUCUUAACUCAAUUGUUCGCAGAUCGACUAUUUGCUUCAUUACAAAUUAGGGCACGGAAUACGGAAAUAAGUAUAAGAAAAUUACUUAAGUACGAAAAAAUUAACCUGUUUCCGAUCACGCCCUAAACAUUUAUUCAGUCACUCACCACAUCUGGUGACCAUCCAAAACAACAGUACAUGUAGGAUGCUGUUGAAUGCUUGCCGUAUAUGACCACCUGGGUUUCCCCGUUUUGUUACCAAUAAGUAAGAGCUCAUCGCGCAAAUAAAUGUUCUUUAAAAAUGAGUACCUGCAACCAACACAAAUUAGCAACUCUAGAAUGGACGACUUUAUGUUACUAUCAGUAGACUCUGAAUCAUGUCGCACGGGGGAGAUGGCAAUGGGGCCUUUACGGAUGGGUCAGCACGCAAGAGGGUGUGUUGGCGAGUUGCAAGAAAGCACUGACAUUGUCUGGAUUUUUACGAAAAGUCUUAUCGUACACUUUCGUGUGGCAACCAAAAAAUGAGCGUUAAUUUAAAACAUGAGCAAAACCAAAUGCUAAGUAAUAACAAAGAUUGACAGUGUAAUGUCUGCAGCGGACACAAGUGGAUGCUAAGGUAAAACCCAGUAUGACAGGAUUAACAGCCUACCGAGAGUAAAGUGCCAAGAUUUUUGUAAGAAUUAUACAUGCGGACGUUCGAUUUCGCCUAUCCUUGUAUGUCUUUAUUUGCAGGGAGGCCCUCUGUAGCUCAAAAUAACAACUGUAAUAUCAAAAUGCUUUUACCGACCUCAAAAUGGACUAAGCAUCAAACUAUAAUUGUAAUACGGUAAUAUACGAAAAGUAGCCUAAAGUAAAAUAACCUGCAACUUGCAACACGCUGUUCAUGAAUGGAUGAUUAUGAGUGGCUGAGUUUGACUUAAGUAAAAACAUGUAAAGCAUUGAAUUUAAGAUUAAACUUUUAAACUUAACAUAUUCUAGAAAUGUUAACAUAAUUCAUAACGUCCUAAAUCCCGUAAAAUAUGUAAACGUGCGCAAAAUAAGUAUUGAAUCUUCUCGUAUUAUACGAAGAAAGUGUAAAAGUAAGCUUCUGAACUGCAUGAGCUUUGGAUAUGGAGUUUUAAGUCAUAUCAGAGAAAGUAUAUGAGUUUUUGGAGUCCACAGUAAGUGAGAUAAUGCUGCCUUUGAAUAGGGGAAUUUCACCUUAUUAUUCGAUAAAACUGUCGUAGAACGUGAAAUUUACUAAUGUUGAACUUUGACCAACCGAUAAGCGACAAAUAAAUAUGAAUAUCAUUACCACAUGCAACCAUUGGAAAACAGUUUGGUGUCCACCUACACGCCGUUUAUUCCUACAACUUUCUGUUUCAAUUUUUUCACAGGUAAAUGGUAUUUCUUCGUCAUCAUAUACCUCCUUCGUUUCUAUUUUUCGUCAGUAAAAUUGUCAGUAUAUUUUUUGAAGAACUAUUAACUCUACCAUAAAAGAUUAGUUAUUUUCUUGUUGCAUUGAAGUGAUUUUCUGUUAAGGAGUACUGUUCGCUUGUAAAUUAAUGUUAACAUUUUUUCUGGGUUCCUCGCGAGCAUUGUAGCCGUCCAUGCAAUCGCGGUUAUCAAAUUCCGAUGUUCAUUUAGACGCUCGCGAAAUAUCAAACGUUAGAACGUUGGACACUUGAAUUAAUGCACACUGUUUCACAUCCGAAAUUUGGCUGCUGCGCAUGUUGCUCUGUUUCUUGACCCAAAAGGCGUUUCCGGCACUCUCUAGGAUUAAGAUGAUCGGGUGUGGAUAGCUAAAAGUUAAAUGGGCACCUGGACGACUAACUGUGACCCCUUUAAUUUUCUUACCAUCAGCCUACAACACUCAAAUAUCAUAAAGACGCUCGUCAUGCGACCGAGAGCUUUAUCAUUCAUUGCCAAUAGUCAGUAAGAGUGGCAUAACAUCAGCCUUCGAAAAUAUAGCAAACAUAUGUGCCAUAUAUUCAGAUGCAUGUUCUGACGCCAAAGGGUGCUUAGUCUAGCAACAAGAUUAACAUGACUUCAUACACAACUACUGACGGUGAACCUGUGUGAGGGUAGUUAGCCAGACGAUGUGUACAUUGAGCAUUCUAUAUAAGUAAGUGUUUUCCGAGAUUAUAAACCGUGCAUUCUUCUUAUAAGUUUACUUCUGUAAGGCUGUUUUAUUAAUUGCCUUGCAGGGUUAUUUGGGUUGUUUGAGUCACGUUAGGACGUCGGUAUUAAAAUGAGCGUCUUUUUUGGCAUGUUUAGUCCAGAGUCUAUAUAAAGGGCUACCUAUAAGUAUUAAUUUUUCUUACUAUAUUUCAUUGCGUUAUCAAAUUUCAAUACAUUAACAUGCAUAACAUAUUCAACCUUGGGAUUGUUUGAUGAAGAAUUUAGUUUUCCUACAAACUCCUUCUUAAUGGCGGAACAUUUUUUCUUAAAAGACUUUUUAGGUUCUUGAGUAACUUCAGUAUCAGUAUCAGUAUAUUUCAGGGAAAGUAGUUGUGUACCUUUGAAAUCCCUAUUGGUUACAUGCAGAGGAUAUACAGGGAGGAAAUGGAAAGGAAGUAACAUGAAAGAAAUCGGUGGGGAACAGCAAAAAACUGUACAGAUUGAACACAGAAUGUGAUGCGUUAACAGAGUUUAGAGGCACAAUAAAUUACUUUGUUGAUCAAAAUACAGCGGACAGUUGAGGCACACUUAAGACACGGGAAAAUAAGUAAAAUUGUUUUGUCCACAGGCAUCGUGGUGAAUGCGAGCAGCGGUGUGGGACGUGGCUCAAGUUUAACAAAUAACAUAAACAUGUAUUACUUAAAUGUUGGUAGUAGCAUCGUUAUAACACUAAAUUGUCAGCGUUGGCUGCCAAGGUGGCCGUAGUCCGGCGUUAUUGUGGUACGCGCUACAAUGCUGAUCUAGUCUCCAUUUAAAAGUCUCUACCGAGCCUGACAUAACAACAUCCUCAGGCAAGGCAUUCCAAGCUGCAACCACUCUGUUGGAGAAGAAGAAUUUUCGGGUGUCUAGCCGGGCACCAGCCACAAGCAGUUUGAGUGGAUGGCCUCUCAGGUUAGUCGUAGUCGCCAACUCGAAGAAGUCGCCAAACGCGAGGCAGCAGCCCUGAUUGCGCACGAUGCGGAAAGCUUGGAUCAGGUCCCCACGUAGUUGUCAGAAACUCAAAGGAAAGAGGUCAAGAUUAGCUAAUCGCGUUUCGUAGGGUAGUGACAACUGCCCAGAUAAAAGCUUCGUUGCUCGCCGUUGAACUUUUUCGAGUAUGCCCAAGUCUUUAGCUGUCCAGGGUCGCCAUGCUUGGAUGGCAAACUCCAGAUGUGGUCGCAGAAAAGUUUGAAAGACCUUGGCGAAGCAGUCUUCAGCAAAGGAGGAGAACGCCCGUUUGACAAGGUAUAGCAUGGACAUCGCCGACUUGGCUACCUUUGAGCAUUGCAGCGAAAGCUUAAGCGAGGUUGUGAUCCAUACACCUAAGUCCUUCUGGGCGUCGACUUUUUGCAGUGGUUUGCCAGUCAGACGGUAGACCGUGUGGUUAGGAGAACUGGUUCUGCCGACGCGUACGAAAGUACACUUGUUUACGUUGAACGGUAGAUGCCAGUCUUUCGACCAUUGUUCGAGGUGGUCCAGAUUUGUCUGCAGUCGCGCCUCUUCAACUUCGCUUCCUAUGGUAAUCCGGAUCUUCAUGUCAUCGGCAAACAUUGCGACAACGCAAUUCAGUUCGUUUGCGCAGUCAUUGACCUAUACGAGGAACAGUGUAGGGCCAAGAACAGAUCCUUGGGGAACACCACUCUUAACGACAACCUCGGCAGAUUGUUGGUCACUGACGUGGGUGGCUAGAGAGCAGCCGAUUAAAAAGCUCCGAAUCCACAUCAGAAGCUUACCUCGCACUCCUGCACGGCUAAGUUUCUAUAGAAAGCGGUGGUGAGGCACACUAUCGAAGGCCUUUCUGAAGUCGAUAUAGAUGGCAUGCACCAUAUCUCCUCUAUCAACUACCCUAGUCCAGUGUUCCACACAUUAGAGCAGGUUUGUCACACAGGAUCUGCCUUUUCGGAAUCCAUGCUGAGAAUUGGAAAGCAAAUGGCUUUCUUCAAGAAACUGCAUUAGCUGUUGCUUUAUUAUCUUCUACAUAAUCUUACAGCAAAUGAAGGUGAGGCUGACCGGUCUGUAAUUGUUCGCAGAGACCCGACUUCCGCCCUUGUACAGCGGCGUAAUCCACGCCGACUUCCAGUUAGGUGGCAGAUAUCCGGUCUCCAGGGAUGUAUGGAAAAUCAUGGAGAGUGGCUUAGACAACUUACCUGCGAGUUCCUUCAAAAUCUUCGCCGGAAUCUCAUGGGGACCUGGUGAUUUGGAUUCCUUUAGCCUCAGCAACUCCGUCAGAACCAUACCCUCAGUGAACUGGACGGUCUCUAUAAUUGGGGUGUCUUCGAAGGAUUGAGGGGCCGAAGGGUUGAAUCCUGUUUCGCUACUAAAAACAGACCGAAAAAAUUCCGAAAGAUGAUCAGCUUUCGCCCUGUCGUCAGUGAGAUGUUCGCCUUCAGCAGUCCUUAUCAGGGGUAUUGGGUCCUUGUUCCGCGUGCACUGCCUAAUGUAACCGUAUAAUAAUUUAGGGUUCUCCGCGGCACAGUUAAGCAGAUCUCGUUCGAAUUCCUUUCCAGUUUUGAGAAUAAGAGCCUUGACUCGAUUUCUUUUAAUUUUGUACGCGCAUAUAGAUGUGGGGCUCCUGUCAGAAAGCGAUUUUUUCCACAGCCGUCGUUUUUAUUUACUUCAUUCUUCAAGGCUUACGUAAGCCAUCGAGGUCUGUUAGUUACCCUCUUCCGUGAAAGCGGACAGUGGUUUACGAUCAGCUCGUGCAGAAUUUCUCGGAACCGUUGCCAGUCUUCGAGUAUGCUCCCAACAAAUAUGGACUCCCACUCAAUGCGUAAAAUGUCAGCCCUCAUUUGGUCGAAAUCCCCGCGCCAAAGGUUUCUUCUAACUGUCCCGGGUUUCUUGGGCAUGGAAAAAAGCGAGUAAUCCCAUAGAAGAACGACGUGGUCACGUUUACCUAAGGGGGGUAGGCAUGACACCUCAUCAAUGCCGUCCUGUGACUUCGUAAGUAUUCGCAAGAAAUGACGGGGACUAUUCCGAGCUUAUAUGAGGUUUUACAGUGAGUUCAAAUCGUUAUCUUAGCGUGGUUGUGCAUCGACAGAUGCCGUUAAAAUCUAGCCCUAAGUCCUAAUGGCAAACAUGAUGCAAUUUUUGUCAAUGACUUUAGCAACAUACAGUCAAAAUAAGCCCAAAGUCUAAUCACACCACUAAACGUAAUGAUUGUCUAAUACCCUAACUUUGACCAUAACGCUGGUUUGAACCAUAAAUCCAUUUUACGGGAAGCGGAAAUGUUACGGUGUCAUUGCCUAUGGUGACUCAAAGCCUAGCCCUUACUCCUUAUCAGUCAGUCAGUAUCAGUCAGUAUAUUUGGAGUAAACGACAGAAGCCAUUAAAACUCCAUUUAGAGGGUACAGGUAUAAAGUAAAAUAGUUAAAUUGCAAAACUUUUGCUUGCAGUUUUAGUAGGGAGAAUUAUUAAAUCUAAUAAUGUAACAUAAAGGUGAAAGGGGUAUUAUAUUCGCAAAAUAAUUGCGAAAAACUUUGUUCACCGCAUUCGGACUGUGAAAAUUUUAAUAUGAGCUAAGUUUGAUGCAAAAAUAGGAUCUGUUGAAAUCAUGUAAGUAGUAUAUUUGGAGUGUAGGGGUGUCAGCGGUGGGUUCACAUAAUGGUCGUGGUGGUCGCUCACUUGCUUGCAGGUGAGACUGCGCCUAGCGUCCACUUGCUGACACUCAACUCUCACCUGUGGCUCCACGUAGCUGGACUGUGCUCAGCGGCCACACCCCGGGCAACCGUCUCGACCGGCGGGUUAAACCAGGUGAGAGGGCCCUGUGCGCUGUGCCGUGUGCACAGGGUUUGCGGAUUCCGCUGGAUGGAAGGUCGGAUGGGACCUUGCGUCGGCAUCGUCGUGACGUGGUUCGUCUCUGCACGCCGCUGGACAGCCGGUGACGGGAUGGAUCUCCACAUCGACAUUGCCUUGACGCGCCCACCUACGCCGUCGGAGACCGCGGCUUACGGCGAAUUCGAGUCGCUCUCCACUACAACCCGAAGUCGUGGUCCCAUAGUGGAGUUCGGCCGUGCCAAAACGGCACAUGGCAGCCCUUUUCAGGGAUGGCACUGCCAGCCCCCGCGAGGGGAAGGGCCUAGAAAAGGUGGCCUAAACAAUGCUGGGUACCACGCCGUCUCCAGGCUAGCCAGGGCCGCAGACGUCCAAUCAUGGUCGAAACAAUAAAAAUCGAAACAACAAUACCAAUAACAACUACAACAACCAUCAUCAUUCUCCUCAUCCUACCUCUUCUUCCUCUUCCUCUGCCUAUUCUUCUGCCUAUUCUUCUCCUUCGUCACCUUCUUCUCCAUCUCCUUCCCGUCGCCCCACUCGCUGUCACCAGACUGGCAGGGUGAGUCCGCUCACUCUGGCAGCCUGGAAUGCUCGUUCCCUUUUAGACAAUCCGAGGAGCAACCGACCGGAACGGAGGACGGCGCUAGUGGCACGAGAACUGGCGCGCUACAAGGUGGACAUCGCCGCACUCAGCGAGACCCGAUUCUCCGAGCAAGGCCAACUGGAGGAGGUGGGUGCCGGCUACACCUUCUUAUGGAGCGGUCGACCCAGGGCAGAGCGACGGGACGCGGGCGUCGCCUUCGCCAUCCGGAACGACAUCGUGGGACGACUGCCCUGUUUGCCUCAGGGCAUCAACGAUCGCCUGAUGAGCCUCCGCCUGCCUCUCCGGGGUGGGAGCAAAUUCGCCACCAUCAUCAGCGCCUACGCUCCGACGAUGACCAACCCCGACGCCGUCAGAGACAAAUUCUACGAGGACCUGCACGCCCUCUUGGCGACUGUGUCGAAGGCGGACAAGUUGAUUGUCCUUGGUGACUUCAACGCCCGCGUCGGCACAGACCAUACUGCCUGGAGAGGAGUGCUGGGUCCCCACGGUCUCCGCGGCUCAAACGACAAUGGUCUGCUGCUUCUCCGCACCAGCGCAGAACACCGCCUCAUCCUGACGAACACCUUCUUCUGUCUGCCGGAGCGAGAGAAGGCCACCUGGAGGCAUCCUCGGUCGCACCAGUGGAACCUGCUGGACUCUGUCCUCGUCCGGAGGCGAGAUCAGCGGGACGUGCUGGUGACGAAAGCGAUCGCGGUUGGUGACGGGUGGACCGACCAUCGCCUCGUCAUCUCGAAGAUGCGCAUUCGCCUACAGCCUCGCAGAAGACCACAAGGUAAGCGACCCCCAGGUAAGCUGAAUGUUGCCUUGUUGUCUUUGCCCGCUCACCAUCUUCAUUUCAGCAAUGAGCUAGCUCAACGGCUAGACAACCUCCCUAUCGCCGAUGCCGCCGCUGCCGAAAACGCCUCCGUGGAGAACCGCUGGUGUCAACUGCGAGAAACGGUCCAGUCGACGGCGUUCGCCGUCCUCGGUCGCGCUCGCCGCCAACACCAGGACUGGUUCAAUGACAACGACGCCGCCAUCAGAAAUCUGCUAGCUGAGAAGAACCGCCUACACAAAGUCUACGUAGAUCACCCCACUGAUGCCACCAAAGCUGCCUUCUACCGCAGCCGCCGCCAACUUCAGCAACGACUGCGCGAGAUGCAGGACGCCUGGACCGCUCGCUAA
This is a messenger RNA of Spirometra erinaceieuropaei, 8085 nucleotides long. The record is from the annotation of a GenBank genome assembly. Lineage: Eukaryota; Metazoa; Platyhelminthes; Cestoda; Diphyllobothriidea; Diphyllobothriidae.